AUGAAUAAUUCAAGCAGAAGAAAAGUUUAAAACUCCUCCAUGAAAUUCAAGAAUCCCCGAGUGGUCCUCAAUGGUUUAAACAAAAUUAUACUUUGCGGGAAAAAUAGCCGCUUUUUCGCAGGAAGUUUGAAUUUAGUAUCUAUGCGAGUAUUGGGAAAACUACGCACCAAUGGGAGUUGCUGGAGGUCUUUAACUUUUAAUACUUUUGUUUAUGCUGCUUACAUCUUUAUCAGAUCCUGGGAUCAUACCGUCAAAUAUAGAAAGUAUUUGAAUAUAAUGACUAAAGCAGAGAGAGUUUACUACCUUAGUGCGAAUAAAGACAUGCUUUAUAGAAUGAAGUUCUGUGAGACUUGCAUGAUUUUCAGACCAUAACGCACAGCUCACUGCAAUGUGUGCGAUAAUUGUGUAAUGAGGUUCGAUCAUCACUGCAUUUGGCUUGGAACUUGUGUAGGAAGAAGAAAUUAUAGAUACUUUAUGCUUUUCAUCACUCUCCUUCAAAUCUAUGGAGUUUAUGUUAUGGUUUUUUGCGCUUUGUCUAUUGCCUAUAGAGGAGUUUAAGCUUAAGAUGCUGGUGAGGGUUUCGGGUCAAGAUGGUACGCAAUCAUUAUUUUCAUCUACGUUUUAUUGUUCAUGUGCUUUGUAUCUAUGCUUUGCUUGUAUCACUACAAGAUUAUUCUCAAUGAUUAAUCUACUAAUGAAAAUCUCAAGGGUACAGACGAUGAUCUGAAUUUUAAACCCUAUCGAAAUAAUAAGGGGAAAUGUGGACUUUUAUUUAGCGCAAUAUUGGGCAAGAAUUUCAAGUCAUUAGUACCAAACUCUUUGAUUGCUUUCAGUAGGAUCUAUAAGAAUUAGAAUUUAAACAGCAGCAGGCUGAAUGAAUCAGCUGGAUCAAAUAAGUCUGAGAGAGUAGCUAACAACUAAGUAUUCGAGUAAUAACACUAAUAAUUCCACAUGGCUAUACACAAUGAAUCAUCCAUUCAAGACACCAACAUCAACAAUGCUUUGACUCAUAAUGUACUUAACCCAGUUUAUAGCAACUCUAUAAACCAUAAUAGUUCAAAUAUACAUCAAAACAAAAUGAAUCAGAGUGAGAGUAGUGUCUCAUCUCACCACCUUUAGAAGGAGCAUUCAUCUAAUUUAAACUAUAAACCUCACGUCGGUUAUGAAGAUCGAAAAGCAAAAACAAAGAUGAUUGAAGAUAUCAAUCUUAACAAUCUUAGCUAGCAGGCUCCUUUAUCUCCAAUAAGUUAGAACAGUCUUGGAGAUGGGAGAAAGACCUCUCCAUAUAAUAGAAAGUAACCUACUUAAUCAAGAAUAAAUCUUAGUUCGCACCAUAAGAAUUAAGGAGCAGGCAGUAAAGUAAGGUAGAAUUUAGAUAGGAGUUCAGGUAUAGAUCCUGAAUUCAUUAAUAUCAAUUCUAUUCACAAUCAAUAAGUCAGUAGUUCAAGUUUUAUUGGCUCCCUUCAUAAUUGA
Molecule: messenger RNA, 1473 nt
Organism: Stylonychia lemnae
Lineage: Eukaryota; Ciliophora; Spirotrichea; Sporadotrichida; Oxytrichidae
Source: the annotation of a GenBank genome assembly